Molecule: messenger RNA, 525 nt
Organism: Arachis stenosperma
Lineage: Eukaryota; Viridiplantae; Streptophyta; Magnoliopsida; Fabales; Fabaceae
Product: fruit protein pKIWI502-like
Exons: 1
Coding region: 1-525 (174 amino acids)
Source: RefSeq, a predicted model, not a curated record
AUGCCGCCUCACCUUAACCCUAUGCCCUCGCCUCCACCACAAUCGUCAUUUGUUGCGUCGCCACUACAUGUGCCGUUUGUUUGCCAGGACACCCCCCUCUGGACCCCAACCCUGCUCUCUCAACUGGUGAAAUUCACCGCUGAAUCCCUCUUCCACAUUGCUGUCGACACCUCUGUCACGCCCAAUCUCGUGGAGUCACACACACGCGCCGGCCAGUACCUUAAGCUACGUGUUUCCAACACGCUCAAUUCUAUGAUCUUUGCCAUCCCAUCAUCGCCGAAGCUAGCAUUUGCAUGUGGCGCGUUCGAGUUCUCAGUGAAGAAUGUGAAGGGGUCCACUGCGGAGGUACUGUGCGUGUUGAAGAGAGGGGAUGUGGUGGAACUAAGUUCAGUCAUGGGAAAUGGGUUUGACAUCAUUCGGCUCGACUCGCUAGAAAAAUUUGACAUUGUCACCGUCUUUGCCACGAGUUUUGAAAUUAGAUCAGCAUUUUACUUCAAUUUUGCCAUUUUAAUUUUUCACUGUUGA